UGCAGGAAACCAGCUGAACCAUUCAGGAUGUUGAGCUGGGUGGUUAAAGUCGUUCCUCAGCCUCCUGAACUUCCACCUAAAAACACAGAGAACCCAAAGGAAGGAACACCGGCUGCCGCUCCGCCCCCUGCUGCUGCCCCGCCCCCUGUACAUGAAAAGAAGGUGAAGUUUGAAGAUGAGUGCAGAAAAGAAACUUUGAAAACUGAAAAAGCAAAGCAGGAAGCUGAGGUUGCUGCAGGUAACGGUCCGGCUCCAGGUAUGCUAACAUGGAUCAGCAGCGCUCUCCCUCAGCCAACACCCCCAACCAACCACAACCGAGCUAACGCCACUGCCAAGGAGGAAACUGCAGCAGCCAGGAAAGGGAUGAUAGCCUGGAUCUCACAGGGUUUGGAGAAAGUUGUUCCUCAGCCGGAUCUAAAGAGCAAAGAGUCGCCAGCAGCUGAGCAGCAGGUUCAGCAAACAGCAGCUCCAGCAGAACCUCAGAAUAGCGGGAAGGAACAGGAAGCAACGGACCAGACAGCUCCGCCCAGCAUGAUGGAGUGGAUCAAGCACGGCAUCGUGAAGGUGGUUCCUCAGCCUGAGAUCCCUCUGAAGACGGAGCCUGAACCCCAAGCUCCACCUAAAGGUGCUUAA
This is a messenger RNA of Cyprinodon variegatus (sheepshead minnow), 633 nucleotides long. Its product is annotated as cyclic nucleotide-gated cation channel beta-1-like. Bases 28 to 633 code for a protein of 201 amino acids. The transcript has 10 exons. The record is from RefSeq and is a predicted model, not a curated record. Lineage: Eukaryota; Metazoa; Chordata; Actinopteri; Cyprinodontiformes; Cyprinodontidae.